AUGGCACCUUCAGAGGAAUUUGUUUCUCAUGCAGCGGCUUCCCUGCCCGGGUUAGUCCCUGUCAUGAUCGUUGGCGGUGGACCGAGCGGCCUCUUGCAAGCACUGCUAUUGUCUCGUCUGGGAGUUCGGUCCUUGAUCAUAGAGCGUUAUCCCAAACGUCUGGCAGCACCCAAAGCUCACGCAAUUAAUCCGCGCUCGCUAGAGAUUCUACGCCAAUUCGGGCUGGGGGAGGCACGCGUUCGCGAGCUGGGAACGUCACGUAAAGAUGCUUAUUGGGUCAACUUCGUCACCAACCUCAGCGGCGAUGCUAUCGGGAGGUUGCCGUACGAACGCAUGGAUCUCGCUGUACUGGAUGACACUCCGGAGAUGAUCCACAAUAUUCCCCAACCAGUGCUAGAACAAGAGCUAGCGGACCAUGUUGCGCAAGACCCAAAUAUUGCGUUGUGGAAAGGCCUCAGUAUCCACGGUAUAGAGCAGACAGACGAUCAUGUUCUAGCUACCGUUCUGGAAUGCUCGACAGGGCGACUACACUCGGUUCGCUGUCGACAUCUUGUGGCAUGCGAUGGCCGUAAGAGCAGGGUCCGUGAACUCAUAGGGAUUCUUUCCGAAGGAGAGGAAUCCGACGAGACCAUGAUGACUAUACACUUCAAUGCUAAUCUACGAUCCGUCGUGGGUGAUCGCGCGGGCAUGCUAUUCUGGAUCAUGGACCCAAAUGCGGCAGGAUUCAUUAUUGGCUACGACCUCGACCGCACACAGGUUCACAUCAGUCAGGUAGAUACCACUAAGCAGCCUAUCGAGUCCUGGACAGACGAUCUAUGUCGGGCCAAGUUACAUGCUGCUAUUGGUCAGGAUAUUCCUUUUGAUAUCCUUAGUGUUCGACCAUGGGUGUUCAGGCGCCAGAUCGCGCAGACGUUCCAAAAAGGGAACGUUUUUCUUGUCGGCGAUGCUGCCCAUUCAUUCCCACCAACGGGAGGCCUGGGGUUGAACUGUGGAAUAGCAGAUGCCCAUAACUUGGCCUAUAAACUUGCUUUCGUUCAUCACAAUGUGGCUAAUACAUCUAUCCUCUCCACAUACACGGGUGAACGCAGAAGCGUGGCCGAUACCUAUUCGAGGCAAAGUGUCAAGAACGGCCAGCAGAUAUUCGCUCUUUUGCGCAGCCUCAACACAGCAGGGGUAGACGACCCUGACCAGGCACGCCGCAAUAUGAUGAUCGCCCUGGCGGACCCCGUGCAGAGAAAGAAAGUUGACGAGGGAAUUAAAGGGCAGAGAGAGCACUUUGACAACCUUGGGCUGCAUAUUGGUUACGUAUAUGGAGCUAUUGAGCCACCUCUUGAUGCCUCAUGCUACUCACCCAAGUUCAUCCCCGGGGCUCGCCUGCCACAUGAUUGGAUCUCGUUCCCCAGCCAGCUUUCGAAGGCGAGUCAAUCUGCACGCUCGUCACUGCCUUAUGCCCCAAUCGAUGUGUCAUAUGUGACCGAACUGGACGAGAAACAGGUUGAAGAACAUCGAUGGAGUACAUUAGAUCUUUGUGCACCCGAUGCCUUCACUUUUAUUCUGGGCACCAAGGAUAUUCAACUCCGUUCUGAUAUAGCGCAGAUCCAAAAGUACUGUGAAGCUAAGAAUCUUCAUUUGGAUAUCUGGCACCUCGGUACCGAUUUUGAGGUAAUAAGGCAGAAUUGGUUUUCGAUGAAGCUGAACGAGACAGGCGGAAUACUCGUUCGGCCCGAUCAACAUAUCAUGAUGGUGAUCAUCGACACUACGACAGGGAAGGAAGUGAUUUCAAAAAUUGACAGUCACCUUGGAUGA
Messenger RNA from Penicillium daleae, 1806 nucleotides. RefSeq lists its product as uncharacterized. Lineage: Eukaryota; Fungi; Ascomycota; Eurotiomycetes; Eurotiales; Aspergillaceae. The transcript has 6 exons. Gene Ontology annotation, molecular function: FAD binding. The coding region runs from base 1 to 1806 and encodes 601 amino acids. The record is from RefSeq and is a predicted model, not a curated record.